Molecule: messenger RNA, 3484 nt
Organism: Rhincodon typus (whale shark)
Lineage: Eukaryota; Metazoa; Chordata; Chondrichthyes; Orectolobiformes; Rhincodontidae
Gene: ralgps1
Product: Ral GEF with PH domain and SH3 binding motif 1
Exons: 20
Coding region: 399-2144 (581 amino acids)
Biological process (GO): Ras protein signal transduction; positive regulation of GTPase activity
Cellular component (GO): plasma membrane
Molecular function (GO): guanyl-nucleotide exchange factor activity
Source: RefSeq, a predicted model, not a curated record
AUUCUCUCACCGCCUCCCUCCCUCAUUCACAGAUUUUACUUACAAAGGCAGUAAUUAAUCUUUUAUUUUAAUUCAAUACAAACGGGAACAUUGCAUCGCCACUCUAGCGGAGUCUGACGCUGUCAGCAACACAAAGGUUCUUAUUUCCUCUAGCACUUUCUCAUUGCGGAUAAUGGGACGAGGUGUUGCUGUGUUAGUGUGCGUGUGAGAGAGAUACUGAGCUUCCCCAAUAUUCGACCUACCUUGUGAGAGGAAACUUUAAUGAUAACCCCAUUUCCAUGGGGUAUUAAUAUUUUAUAAGGGUUUUGUCUUAGACCGGGAUUUGAGGGUUUGGCCAUCUAUCGCACACUGCCACCAGCUGAGGCGAAACGAAACACUGCGCAACAAGCAGGGGGAGCAUGUACAAGAGGAAUGGCCUGAUGGCCAAUCUGAGAGUCACGUCUGCCACCCCAGAGGGCAGUAGUAGUUCAGACUCUCUCGAUGGACCCUAUGCUGACUAUGCAAUGAAAAGCUAUGACGCAGUUGUAUUUGAUGUGCUUAAAGUAACACCUGAGGAGUUUGCAAGUCAGAUCACUUUAAUGGACGUCCCAGUAUUCAAAGCGAUACAACCAGAGGAGCUGACUAGCUGUGGGUGGAAUAAAAAAGACAAGCAUAUCCUGGCACCAAAUAUUGUUGCUUUUACAAGACGGUUUAAUCAGGUCAGCUUCUGGAUUGUUCGAGAGAUCCUCACUGCUCAGACUUUGAAAAUAAGAGCAGAAAUAUUGAGCCAUUUUAUAAAACUAGCUAAGAAACUGCUCGAAUUAAACAACCUUCACUCUCUCAUGGCUGUGGUCUCAGGUCUUCAAAGUGCACCAAUAUUCAGGCUCUCAAAAACCUGGGCACUAGUCAGUCGAAAAGACAAAGCAACGUUUGAGAAGCUGGAUUAUUUAGUGACUAAAGAAGACAACUACAAGAGAAUGCGUGAAUUCAUCAACAGCUUGAGGAUGGUUCCCUGCAUCCCUUACUUGGGAAUUUACUUGUUGGAUUUGAUCUACAUUGACUCCGCCUACCCAGCAUCUGACAGCAUCAUGGAGAAUGAGCAGAGGUCAAAUCAGAUGAACAACAUUUUGAGGAUCAUUUCAGAUUUACAAGUUUCUUUCAAUUGUGACUAUUUGGUAACAUUGCCCCAUGUGCAGAAGUAUCUGAAGUCUGUCCGGUAUAUCGAAGAGCUACAAAAAUUUGUUGAAGAGGACAAUUAUAAAUUAUCUUUGAAGAUAGAACCAGGGAACAGUUCUCCCCGUCUGGUCUCCUCCAAAGAGGACCUAGCAGGUCCCUCUGAGGUUUCUGCCUCAGUGAGGUACAGUCGUAGGCCAACGUGCCCUGAUGCCUCUGUAAUGGGCAGCCUGAACACUCCCCCAGUGCCGAGACACAGGAAGAGCCACAGCCUGGGAAACAAUGUGAUGUGCCAGUUUAGUGUCGUUGAAAGCAAAAGUGCAACAUUCCCAACGGAGCGGCCACGGCACCUGCUGGACGACAGCGUUCUUGAAAGUCAGAGUCCUGCCAAGAAUCAGGAAAGCUCCAUCUUUUCCAACGGAGUUUCAAUUGGAAGCAGCGAGAGCUCUGAGUUCAGUGAGGAGCUGUCCUCUGGGUUGGAGAGGAAUCGGUUGUAUGCAACACUAGGUCCCAACUGGCGGGUUUCAGUAAAGAAUUCUCCAAGGAGCCGAUGCAGUAUUAACAGCCCAACGGAUGCAUGUAGUUGCCCUUUAAGUGGAACAGCCAUGGCCAUCACAAUAGAAGGACCAUUGAGACGGAAAACUUUACUGAAGGAAGGCAAGAAGCCAGCAAUGUCAUCCUGGACUCGCUACUGGCUCAUACUCUCUGGAUCACUCUUGCUGUAUUAUUCUGCAAAGUCACUGAGAGCCUCUGAGAGGAAACAUUUCAAAUCAUCGCCAAGUAAGAAGGUGUCUAUAGCAGGAUGGAUGGUCGUUCUACCUGAUGACCCAGAGCACCCAGACAUAUUUCAGUUAAGCGAUCCUGAUAAAGGUAAUGUUUACAAGUUCCAGACCAGCUCGAGGUUUCAUGCAAUAUUGUGGCACAAGCACUUGGAUGAUGCAUGCAAAAGCAAUCGGCCUCAGAUACCAACCAACCUUAUGUCAUUUGAGUGAACAUUUGAAUCCAGUACAUGUGAUGUGAUCAAAGUGCCAACCCAAGCAAUGGGAAAUAAAACUAUCGAAUGGAUUUUAAAAAAAAGUGAAGGAAAAAACAGAUCUUAUGAGGACAAAUUUGUGCAUCAAUUGUCAGCGUUGAAAACUGAAGCACUUUUUUUUGAAGCUUAUGAUGCGACCCUAAAAUGAUUUUGGUAUGUCUUGAAAGAGGAAGUUAACGACUGUUCCUAAUUUAUGGUAUCAGCCGCAGACAUUAGACACAGUUUUAGCACUGGCGAAACUACAACCUGACUAUACCACAAAUAGUUGUCGACCGUGGAACUGUGCGUAAUAACUGCUGCCUAUAUUUUUUUUUAAUGUUUGUUUUUAUUCUUAAGCUGCUUUAUUGUAAUGGAACAAUUUUUAGCCCAUGUUGGGUAUUAUCUUUCUUAUGCACAAAAUGUACUACUGACAGUGUUAACAGGCUGCAUUGAGUGGCGUUUAGAAUAGUAAAUCAGUGAACAGAGUUUUUUUUUGUAAUGAAGUGCACUGAAUUGUUUGGCACAGUGAUUGCCUCAAAGUUGUCUGUGGCGGUGAUAGUAAUCUCAUGGUUCCAGCGACCUUCACCUAGUGGAGUUUGAAUCUAUCGUGACAUUUGAGCAAACCUCAUAGUUCCUGCCUAUCCCAAACCAAUUUAUUUUUAUCUCUUCCCUUUGCUCCCCUCCCCAAAAUAAAACUGUCCCAACUGAAUAUUUUCAUUAACACUGCCACCCACCUUAUCCUAUGCCAGGCAGUAUUUUCAAUUUGAGGAUGUUUAUGCUGGUCCAAGGUCUUUAGCAGUAGAACUCGCUACCUGGCCACUACGCGAUUCAUUGGAGCACUGCAGAGUGCGAAGGUGGAUUCUGUACAAACAGCACAGCCAGGUAAAGAAACCAUUAUGCACCAAUCAAUAAUGACUGCUUUAUUGUGCCAGACGUGUGCUUUACACCAUCACAUUAUGCCAGUUAUAAUAUGGUUUACAAAUCAAAUUAAAUGUGUUUGGAUAAUGUUCAUUUAUUUUGCUAUGCUACUUGAUUCUAGCAAUUCUUUGCAAAAGUCUUCAGUUUUCUAAACUAUUUAAGUGACUUUUGCAUAACUGUUGCAAUAAGUAUAUAAUGUAUGACAACCCUCUUUUGUUGUGUAUUAUUUAAAGAGUUGCAUAUAGUAGUUAAUGUACAGCAGAAGCAAGGUUCAUCAAAGACUAUGAAUUCGAGUCCCAACAUUUAUCUAAGCCUUCAAGAUGUGUUAACUUUUAAAAUAUUUGCUGUCAUUGUGUCUUUGUGUCUCACGGUUUCCACAUAAAAUGUAUUCUGUUUUGGCAA